UAGAAAUCCCUCAUCGUCGACCUCCCCGGAGCACAGAGAGCUCCUCACCGUUGCUCACGGCCAAGCUCUCCGAGGUUAGGGUUCCGUCGAGCUUUCCUCUCCUUCGAUUUCCCCUUGAUUUCUUGACCCCGAUCUCUUCCUCUCUUCGUUUUGCCUAAUCCUGACGCAUUGAACGAUUUUGAUCAACUGAAAUCCGAUCGAUCGAGUUGAAUCCUUUUGCUCUGGUGGCAGGGAAGCUGGGACUAGGAAUGGUGGGAUCGGAUCGGGAGGAGUGGUGAUUCAGAUGGAUGGGAGAGGGGAUGCGUCGGCGAUCAGGCCGCUGCGGACUAGUGACCGACUGCGGCAGCGGAGGAAGCUGUUUGGAAGGAGGUUUAUGUACUACAAGCCAGCGAUGCGGAAGAAGCCCAAGACAAAGACCCGCACCGCUGCCUCUCAGAUUGCCAAGCUCCUCCGGCCCCGCAACCGGCCUGUGCGGCCUCCCCCUUCGGAUUCAAUAGCAGCCAACCUCCGCCGUUCUACAAGAAAAAGGAAGAUCUCAAUUAAUUUGGAAGACUAUGACACAGACAGUUCUAGCUCGGAAGAUGACGACUUAAUGAGACCUAAGUUUCGUUCUUCUAAACGAAAACCAGAAAACAAUGCAAGUCAUGAUGAAAUAUCAAACUCUCCAAAGCGUAAAAAAAUGUUGAACAAGUCUGCUCCUCGUCGUGAAGGGUUACGGCCUCGGCGUUCUGGCAUCAGGGCAAGGGGUCAGCCAUACCAAGAAUCUGAAGAUGAACAGGAUAGUUCUGAGGGAAAUGCAAGGCAAACUGAGGUAGAAAACGGGAAUGAAGUUGAGGAGGAUGAUGGGGAUGAAGGAGAUGAAGCUGAAGGUGAUGGUGGAGAUGAAGGAGAAGAAGAUGGUGAUGAUGAAGAUGGUGAGGAGCAAGGAAGGAGAAGAUAUGAUUUAAGAAACCGUGCAGAGGUCCGCAGAUUUUUUCCGGAGAAAGAAGGGAAACAAAGACCACGAUCCCCCCGUAGAGUACUGCACCAGGGCAUGGGCUCCAAAAACGGCAAGGACCUAAGAAAGGGUGGACCUCGAUUCCAUAAGCGCCAUCCUUUUACAAGACCUGAGGAUUCUGAUGACUCCCUUCUUGUGGAUGAACUAGAUCAAGGUCCUGCAAUGCCAUGGGCAAGAAGUGGAAGUAGAAGUGGCCCUCCUUGGCUUUUUGGGGGAAUGGAUAUGCAUGGUACAACGACAACUGCAUGGGGGUUAAAUGUUGCUGCAUCUGGGUGGGUCCAUCAGGGCGAUUCUUUCCCUUCUCUCACAGCUGGUGCUCAAACUGCUGGACCAAGCUCAAAAGGAGGGGCAGACAUCCAGCCAUUACAAGUUGAUGAAAGUGUUAGUUUCAAUGAUAUUGGAGGACUGUCAGAGUACAUUGAUGCAUUAAAGGAAAUGGUCUUCUUUCCUUUGCUUUAUCCAGAUUUUUUCUCAAAUUAUCACAUCACUCCACCGAGAGGAGUUUUGCUUUGUGGCCCUCCUGGCACAGGAAAAACACUGAUUGCUAGAGCAUUGGCUUGCGCUGCUUCAAAAGCUGGUCAGAAGGUCAGUUUUUACAUGCGAAAAGGAGCUGAUGUUCUUAGCAAGUGGGUUGGUGAGGCAGAAAGGCAGCUAAAACUUCUGUUUGAAGAAGCGCAGAGGAAUCAACCUUCUAUUAUCUUUUUUGAUGAAAUAGAUGGUCUUGCUCCUGUUAGAUCUAGCAAACAAGAACAGAUCCAUAACUCAAUAGUUUCAACUUUACUUGCUUUGAUGGAUGGUCUUGAUUCUCGUGGGCAAGUUGUUCUGAUAGGAGCAACUAAUAGGAUUGAUGCUAUUGAUGGAGCUCUGCGCCGCCCUGGUCGGUUUGAUCGAGAAUUUAUUUUUCCUUUACCAGGUUGUGAGGCACGUGCUGAAAUAUUAGAUAUUCAUACUCGCAAAUGGAAGGAACCCCUUUCAAAAGAUCUCAAGAUGGAACUUGCUGCUAGUUGUGUCGGAUAUUGUGGAGCGGAUCUGAAGGCAUUGUGCACAGAAGCUGCUAUCCGGGCUUUCCGAGAGAAGUAUCCACAAGUGUACACUAGUGAUGACAAGUUUGUGAUUGAUGUGGAUUCCAUUAAGGUCGAAAAGUACCAUUUCUUAGAAGCCAUGUCUACAAUUACUCCAGCAGCUCAUAGAGGAUCUAUUGUGCACUCAAGGCCGCUAUCUCCGAUCCUCUCUUCAUGUUUGAAAGGACAUCUGAUGAAAAUCAUGGGACACAUAUCUGACAUAUUUCCUUACCAUUCAGCUUCAGAUACAAGCAAACUGGCUGUUCUUUCUUAUUGUUCUGCUUUUCCUCUUGUCUACAGGCCUCGACUUUUGUUAUGUGGCAAUGAAACUGUUGGCUUGGAUCAUGUUGGUCCAGCUGUCCUGCAUGAAUUGGAGAAAUUUCCAGUUCACUCUCUUGGGCUUCCAUCUCUUCUUUCUGAUCCUAGUGCAAAGACACCAGAAGAGGCUUUGGUACAUAUAUUUGGUGAAGCUAGAAGGUCCACUCCCUCCAUACUUUUCUUACCACAAUUCCAGCUUUGGUGGGAAACUGCAAAUGAGCAACUUAAAUCUGUCUUGAUGACACUUCUGGGUGAAUUGCCAUCUGACCUUCCUGUUCUGUUACUUGGAACAUCCACAUCACCUUCUACUGAUUUGGAUGAAGAGUCUGCUGCAAUAUUUGCCCCUCAGCAUGUGUAUCAAGUUGAGAAACCAACUAGGACAGACAUGUUAAAGUUCUUUGAACAAUUGGUGGAAUCUGUUUUCUCUUUUCAACUUCAAGAAUCAAGAAGUAAUUCAAAAGAAAAGACAUCUCUACCAGAACUCCCAAAAGCACCAAAAGAGAUAAGUGGUCCAAAACCAUCCGAGAUGAGGGCCAAAGCAGAAGCAGAGCAACAUGCACUUCGGCGGUUGCGAAUGUGCCUUCGGGAUGUUUGUAACAGGAUCUUAUAUGAUAAACGGUUCAGUGUGUUCCAUUAUCCAGUCACUGAUGAGGAUGCCCCAAACUACCGGUCAAUCAUUCAGAAUCCCAUGGAUAUGGCUACUCUCUUGCAGCGUGUGGAUUCUGGGCAGUACCUUACUUGCUCAGCAUUCCUCCGAGACGUUGAUUUAAUUGCAGCCAAUGCUAAGGCAUACAAUGGGGAUGAUUACAAUGGAGCAAGGAUAGUAAGCAGGGCACAUGAACUUCGAGAUGCGGUGCAAGGUAUGCUUUCACAAAUGGACCCGGCACUGGUCUCAUUCUGUGACAAAAUUGCAGCAGAUGGAGGCCCGGUGCAGGUGGCAGAUGAUAUUGGGAUCUCAAGCCUUACUGCAGGGCCUGUUGUUCAACUAACUGCUGUUACUAGAUCUAGUGCCCGUCUCCGUCAUGUCCAGCCAGAGGUGAAUCUGCAGCAGAGUUAUGAGGCAUUGAAGCGGCCAAAGAAAAUUACUGAAACAGAGCAAGCAGCUUCGAUCAUGGAAGACAAAUCAAACGCAGUGACCGAAUCAGAAACAUCAAAAUCCGGUAAUUCUCAACCAGGAUCAUCACAAGAACUGCAAAUGAAUGGAGCAUCAAACAGACUGGACAAUCCCUCACACAAUGAACUCUCCGAAGGCCUUGUAACCGUUUCAUGCGCUGGGCCAACAGACAUUAGCACCAAAGAAGAUGUUGAUAUGGCAGACGCGGAGAUUUCUGAGCAGAUCACAUCCAUAAAGCACCGCUUGAUGGAGCGCGCCGAAGGGUAUGGUGUACCAGAGCUGGAGAGGCUGUACAUGCGGAUAGUGAAGGGUGUUAUAGCAGUGAGGAGUAAAGAAGCUGAAGAGAACCAUAGGCUUUCAAUUUUGAGGUAUCUGUUAAAAUUUGUUGAAGAUGAUGACAAUUUCUAAAGUUUUUGACCCUAAUAAAAAAAGGUUUCUUUUUCAUUCA
Dioscorea cayenensis subsp. rotundata (Guinea yam) is the source of this 3938-nucleotide messenger RNA. RefSeq names its product ATPase family AAA domain-containing protein At1g05910. The transcript is spliced from 10 exons. Gene Ontology annotation, molecular function: chromatin binding; ATP hydrolysis activity; histone binding. Gene Ontology annotation, cellular component: nucleus. NCBI's taxonomy places the organism in Eukaryota, Viridiplantae, Streptophyta, Magnoliopsida, Dioscoreales, Dioscoreaceae. The record is from RefSeq and is a predicted model, not a curated record. Gene Ontology annotation, biological process: positive regulation of transcription by RNA polymerase II. Bases 284 to 3898 code for a protein of 1204 amino acids.